AUCAUCAAGGAAGCUUAAUCGCGCUCUGCACACGAUCAAUCUGCAGCGCGUCAAAAAUAUCUGAGAAGAGAAAUGUCUUUGAGACGAGCGCUGCAUUUUGUUUUUAAAGUUGGCGACAGGACCAAAACAGCCACGUUCUAUCGAGACGUGCUGGGCAUGAAGGUUUUGCGCCAUGAAGAGUUUGAAGAAGGAUGCAAAGCGACUUGCAAUGGGCCCUACGAUGGGAAAUGGAGCAAGACAAUGGUUGGCUUUGGUCCAGAGGAGGACCACUUUGUUGCUGAGCUGACAUAUAAUUAUGGGGUCGGAGAAUAUCAUCUCGGCAAUGACUUCUUGGGCCUCACCGUGCAGUCAAGCCAGGCUGUCAGCAACGCUAAACGUCUGGGAUGGCCCCUCUCCGAGGUAGGAGAGGCGCUGUACCUGACCCAGGCUCCAGGAGGGUAUCACUUCUACCUGGUGGACAAAGAGCAGCCUCCUAAGGACCCUGUGCUGAAGGUUUGUCUCGGAGUGUCCGACCUCCAGAGAUCAACGCACUACUGGACUACACUCUUGGGAAUGAAGGUGAUGGAAAAGAACGAGGAAAAGAAAACGGUGCUGAUGGGAUUCGCAGACACACAAUGCAAACUGGAGCUUCAUGAUAUCAGCGGGAUAGUAGAUCAUGGAACGGCGUUUGGGAGGAUUGCAUUUUCAUGCCCACGGGAGCAACUGCCUGACAUCGAAGCCUUGAUGAAAAAAGAAAAUCAGAAAAUUCUCACUCCGUUAGUCAGCCUGGACACUCCUGGAAAAGCCACAGUAGAAGUUGUGAUCUUGUCUGACCCGGACGCCCAUGAGAUUUGCUUUGUGGGAGACGAGGCGUUUAGGCAGCUGUCCAAGGUGGACCCCAAAGGAAAUGACUUGCUUGACAAGGCCAUGGCUGAAGAUAAAAGUGACGAGUGGUUCGCCAAGCACAACAGACAGAAAGCUGCUGCGUGAGAUGAAGGAGAUUGGGAACUGCCAAUUUCUCCCCAGUUCAGAUGAUGUUGAGAUGCUGCACGUUGCACAUGUAGUGUGAAUCUUCUUAUGAUGCCAACUGAAGAAUGCUUAAGCCCGCAGUGGGCAAUGUGUUUUCCCCUUUGUAGCAUUCCAAUGAGGUGCUGUUGCACUGACAGCACUUGUUCAAUUUGAUGGGUAUCUUUCCAAUAAAUGUUGUUCCUAUCAGUAACUUAGAGAGGUGGCCUGAAACCGUUAUUAAUGCAACUUUUUUUUUAUUAUUAUGAAAGGUAUCAACCAAUCUUUGAUGCCUCCUGCACCAAUGCAGCACUUAGUUCUCCAAAUUGUUGGAAUACUACAACCUGGUACCAGUAAGCCUGUGGUAAUCUGAUUAAAAAUAAUUUGACAAAAUGUUCUGAAAAAUCCACAAUACAAAUAAAAUUAUCUCAUCUCAUCUCAUCUUCAACUGCUUAUCUGUGGUCGGGUCGCGGGGGCAGCAGCUUCAGUAGGGGGCCCCAAACUUCCCUUUAAACUUCCCAAAUAAAAUUAAUUUAAUUUAAUUGUAGAUUUUGGAAACAGGGCCACAACAUGAGCCUAAUUGUUGGUGUUGUACUUGAAUUGUGCAAAUUCUAUAUGCCUGCAGUAGCAUGAGGCUUUUCGGGGUCUGGGGCAGUUUUUCUGUAAAUCCUCAAUCUUUUGUAUUCUAUGCUAUGAAGCCUGAGUGAAGCUGCAACCGUUAUGUCAAUGUCAAGUUUCACUUUGUAAAAUUACAUAAUGUCACUCAUUGGCUGGAAAUAAAACUCGUCUCUAACUUUU
Scophthalmus maximus (turbot) is the source of this 1782-nucleotide messenger RNA. It is a transcript of the gene glod4, whose product is annotated as glyoxalase domain containing 4. The transcript is spliced from 9 exons. Bases 73 to 969 code for a protein of 298 amino acids. The record is from RefSeq and is a predicted model, not a curated record. NCBI's taxonomy places the organism in Eukaryota, Metazoa, Chordata, Actinopteri, Pleuronectiformes, Scophthalmidae.